UCCGUACUCAACAUAUGUAUGCCCUCUGGAGGAGCACUGCCUUGUUGCUGCUGCAGAUCCUGUGCAGCCAAACGCCUCCGAGCUGUGUCUGUGGCUCCUGCUGGUCCAAUGCCCUCAGUUCCUGCCUUUUCUCCCUUCUAGCUGGGCUGUGUGCGGGGGAGCUCCUUCCGACCAUACAGCUCCAUGACCUGUGGGAAGCCUCUCAACUGCGUCCUCUCUCGUCUACGCCCCGGCCGCCAUCUUGGAUCUCGCACGAGUUCCCGCGAGAGUUCGCCUGCACCACAAUGGCAUCCGCAACCUCUGGAACCCGAUGCACUCUCCUGGAUUCUUUAAUCUGAGGCUGCCUUCGAGGGGAAGGUAGGCGCUGGGUUGGGGUAACUGGUCUGUCCUCCAGAGAAUUGCAGGGUCUAAGUGGCUGUGUACUUGGUUCCGCUGCUGGGUGCCUACACGGAGAAUUGACUUGCUGCACCGAGUCUCUGCUGGGGUCCUGGCGAAGAGGCUUGGGACUGAGGCUUGUGCUGCACUCUACUCCGCUUCUGCCGAGGAGCUGGCGAGGAAGUCAAGCAGGCUCUUUUAUCUGGAGUGGGGAUUUAUGUCAAAUUGUGGUGAUUAGUCAAAUGGUGUGAAGGCAACCCAGGAAUUAUGGAAGGUGUUCCUAAGCCUGUAAAUCAUGAGGCAAAAAAGUCACAUGCUCGUGUAGUUCGAGGAGAGAACAAAGUUGUCCGAGUGGUAAGCAGUCAGAAGCACAAAUACAGAGCUGAGAGUAAAGCAACCAGAGAUUUAGAUGGAAACUCUCAGAGUAAUGACAAGAAAGGAAAGCAAUCAGAGCCCUCUGGUAGGGUUUUGGGAGAUUCAAAAACAAGCAUAGAAAACUCAACUUAUUGCACUACUGGAUCAACAGACAUUGGUCCGAAUCUUGUAGAACCAAGUUACUCAAGAGCUAAGAAAUCAUCUCCUGUGCCAGCUGGGAUCUUGAAACAACCAGAGACUGUCAAGGUAGAGAAAAUAGUUUCAAAGUCAAAGGAGGAGAAUGAAACCGUUGAAAAAAAGAGUAUUUUUCAACACCAAGGGCCUAGCGAAAACUGCCUGGAACCAAAGCAAGAACAUACACAAGAGUUGGAUGCUGAACCAGCAGAAGCUGAUCAAAAGCCUUCUGCAACAGAUGGUGCUUUGAAUAAAACCCUAGAGACCAGCUCUCACUUAGAAUCUAAUUUGGACACAAGGAUGGCAUCAGAAGAGUUAACUCUAGCAGACCAGGAACUCGGCUUAAAGCAGGCAGAAGAGAGAUUGGAGCGUGAUUACAUAUACCGGCUAGAGAAGAAAUCUCCUGAGUACUCCAACUGCCAGUAUCUAUGCAAACUCUGCACAGUACACAUCGAGAACGUCCAAGGAGCUCACAAGCAUAUUAAGGAGAAACGGCACAAAAAGAAUAUUCUGGAGAAACAAGAAGAGGAUGAGCUGCGUGCUCUUCCACCACCAACUCCUGCCCAAAUAUCUGCUUUGGGACUGGCCUUGAUGGAUGCAGCAAAAGAAAAUGGAGUUUCACAGGAGGACUUCUUGCUACGCCUGGAAAUUGUUAAAUCCAUGGAAACGAUUAUUCAAAUGAAAUUACCUGAGUGCUCUCUCAAAAUGUAUGGAUCUUCUCAAACUAGAUUUGCAUUUAAGUCAAGUGACAUUAAUAUAGAUGUUAAGUUUCCAAGGAAGAUGAACCAACCAGAUGUAUUAAUUCAAGUACUUGACAUUUUAAAAAACUGUGCGUGCUAUACAGAGGUGGAGUCGGAUUUCCAUGCAAAGGUUCCUGUUGUGUUUUGCAAGGACAAAAAAAGUGGGUUGACCUGUAAAGUGAGUGCUGGAAAUGACACAGCGUGCCUUACCACUGAAUUCCUAGAAGCUGUUGGCAAACUGGAACCUGUUCUCAUCCCACUUGUGUUGGCAUUUCGCUACUGGGCCAGACUUUGUCACAUAGAUUGUCAAGCAGAAGGCGGGAUCCCAUCGUACUGUUUUGCCUUAAUGGUGGUGUUUUUUCUGCAGAAAAGACAGCCACCGACCCUACCAGCAUAUCUGGGCCCCUGGAUAGAUGGGUUUGAGUCAAAGAAGCUGGAUGAAUACCAUCUUAAAAGUGUUUCUGAUGAAUGCUACAUUGAUUGGGAAUACAGGCCAUCGUGCAACAAUGAGAACAAAGGCUCAUCUGCCACAGAUGGGAGAGGAAGAACUGAGCAGAACCACAGAAAGACAACAUUAUCUGAACUGGAGAGUAGGAAGAACAAGGAAAGGCAAGGAAGAAGCGCUUUGGUGUUUGACCACCCUCCCAAGGAAUCCCUGGGGAAUUUGUGGCUGGAGCUUUUGAAGUUUUACACAUUGGAAUUUGCAAUGGAAGAACAUGUGAUCAGUGUGCGGGUGCAAGGCCUACUAACCAGGGACAACAAGAACUGGCCGAGAAGGCGGAUAGCAAUUGAAGAUCCCUUUGCACUAAAGAGGAACGUUGCAAGAAGCCUAAAUAGCCAAAUGGUGUACGAGUACAUUUUGGAGCGGUUCCGAGCAGCCUACAGAUACUUUGCCUGCCCACAGUGCAAGGAACAAAAGAAAUCUAAAACUGAUGCUAGGAAAAGGUCGAAGUGUAUUAACAAUACAUUGUCCAACCCUGAAGAUGAUGAGGAUAAUGACAGCCUCCCAGAUGCUGGAAGCAUCCUUACUGCUGAGGAGUUCCUAGAAAUUGAUGCGAGGUUGCCCCCUUCCCAAGAGGAGGAUGUUGGCACCAUACAAAAUAAUGUUGAGGACAUUGACAAAUCAAACCCUUUAACAGAGUUUGGUGAAUUGGAUUUAUCAUCUGUGGAUGAAAGACACCAUGCUGUAGAACUUUUGAGAAGCGAAGAGAACACAAACUGUAAUGGCAAGGACUAUUUAGCUAUAAAAGAGCUAACUGAUACUACUGAAGAACGGUGUAAUGCAGAAGCAACUCAGCUUCUGGAUAACUGGUCUGUCGAUUGCACUUUUGCUACCUCACUUGAUCAUGAAACCUUGAAGCAUGAAGGAAGCCUCAGUGAGGAAGAUUUACACUAUGUCUUUGACAAGUUUAUAUUGACUUCUGGGAAGCCUCCCACCAUAGUGUGCAGUUUCUGCAAGCGUGAUGGGCACGCCAAAGAUGACUGUCCUGAGGACUUCAAGAAGAUAGACUUGAAGCCUCUACCUCCUAUGACUACACGGUUCCGGGAGAUUCUUGAUAGAGUGUGCAAGAGAUGCUAUGAUGAACUGUCUCCUAAUGCUUGUGAGCAACAAAACCGGGAGCAGAUCCUGGCAUACCUUGAGAGAUUUAUCCGGAAGGAAUUUAUUAACCAUGCCAGGCUGUGCUUGUUUGGCUCAUCCAAGAAUGGUUUUGGGUUUCGUGAUAGUGACCUAGAUAUCUGUAUGACCCUGGAAGGUCAUGAAAAUGCAAAGAAACUAAACUGCAAAGAAAUUAUUGACGGUUUGGCAAAGGUUCUUAAAAGGCAUCCAGGUUUAAGAAACAUUUUGGCAAUAACCACUGCCAAGGUGCCAAUAGUGAAGUUUGAGCAUAAGGAGAGUGGUGUGGAAGGAGACAUAAGCUUGUACAACACUCUGGCUCAGCACAACACCAGAAUGCUGGCUACAUAUGCUGCCAUUGACCCACGGGUAAAAUACCUUGGAUACACAGUGAAGUUUUUUGCGAAGCGCUGUGACAUUGGUGAUGCUUCAAGAGGGAGCCUAUCAUCAUAUGCUUACAUUUUGAUGGUGCUGUACUUCUUGCAGCAAAGAAAUCCUCCAGUCAUCCCAGUCCUUCAAGAGAUAUAUGAUGGGCAAGAAACCCCACAAAGAAUGGUAGAUGGCUGGAAUGCCUUUUUCUUUGAUAACACAGAAGAGUUGAGAAACCGUUUCCCCUCACUUGGGAAAAAUAAAGAGUCUGUUGGGGAACUAUGGCUUGGGUUCCUUCGAUUCUACACGGAAGAGUUUGAUUUUAAGGAAUAUGUCAUUAGUAUUCGGCAGAAAAAGUUACUAACUACAUUUGAAAAGCAGUGGACCUCUAAAUGUAUUGCUAUUGAAGACCCCUUUGACCUCAAUCAUAAUCUUGGAGCUGGAGUUUCCAGAAAAAUGACAAAUUUUAUCAUGAAGGCAUUUAUUAAUGGAAGGAAACUUUUUGGAAUACCAAUCUACCCUAUUCCUGGUCUUGAAAGAGAAUACUUCUUUAAUUCCAAAGUGCUGACCGAUGGGGAGUUGGCACCCAAUGACAGGUGCUGCCGUGUAUGUGGGAAGAUUGGUCACUACAUGAAAGAUUGUCCAAAGCGCAGAAGAAUCAAAAAGAAAGAGAAUGAAAAGGAUGAUGAUAAGGACAUAAAGGAAGAUGAGCGAGACCCUAGAGAGAAGAGGUGUUUUACUUGUGGGGAUGUGGGACAUGUGCGAAGAGACUGUCCCGAACACAACCCAGUCCGGCAGAAAAAUGGUGGAAUUAUAGCCCCUCAGAUCUUGCAAGGCCUGAUUCUACCACAGUCAGUUCUUACACCACUUCAGCAGAUUGAACGUCCAUGUCGGACCCGACAGGCCUCUGAAUCGUCAGAAUCCCAUCAUUCGUCAUACUCGCCACAGCCUCAGAAUUUACAACAAAAUUCCAUCAACCAGACACUGCCCUUGCAGACCAAGCUUGACCAGCAACAAACUCCUGCAGCACAGAAUCCUCACCAGGUUCAACGGCCCAUGUUUAACUUUCCACACUCUCCCCCCACUCGAUUUUCUCCUCUGCACAAUCUUGGGAUUUUCCCCUUUCCCCCACAAAUACCUCUUCCCAGCAGCUCAUGGCCCAUCCGUGCUCAGAUGCUGCUCUCAUCCUCUGGAAACCCCUCUCACCCUGGUGGUGUCACCUUCCCAGCCAGGUCUGGCAGCAGCAGCAGCCCAUCCACUACUAAUCAAAGUGCUGUUAACCUGAAUGAUCCAAGUAUCAUCUUUGCUCAGCCUGCUGCCAGAUCCCUGGGAUUCCCAAACUCCACUCACGAUGGUCCCUGGCACAGCUCCCAAACUCCCAGCUCUCUGAUGAGCAAUGGCACAGUGGGUGGAACAGAUCAAGGAUUCCAAGGACAUUUUGCUAAGCCAUCCACUCCCUGGGAGCACACCACCCCGCCCCACUUCCCCCUGCUCCCACCAUCGUGGCCUUACAGGUUGCCCCAGAACUUAUUGCCGCAGGGACCUGCCAGCUUUCAUUCCAAGACGUAUUACCCUCCAGCUGCCUCGCUGAUCCAGAACGGGCCCCAGUUCCCUGUCUUAUCUCAAGGGCAUCCCCACCUAAAUUCAAAUUAUAUACAGCAGAAGAAAUGAAUCAAUGCCAUUACAAUAUGUCGGCCUUUACAGGAUCUAGUUUUAAAUCAAUGUGUUUGACUAUUGGAUUAUUUAACCCUUCUACUGCCCAGGAGCCUGCUGAAACCUUGGAUGGCUGCAGGGAAUCUAGAGGAGUGAGGGCUUUUAAUUUGUAUCACUUGUAAAUACAUUAGUUUUCAUUUACUGGAAUCAUUCCUCUGAGUGAUGCUAAUUUCUUUUAUUUCAUUGCCCCAUUUUAAGGGGAGCUUUGCGUUUUAUCGAGGUAUAAAAUGUAAAAGAAAAAAAAAUCAAAAAAAAAAAAAGAGAGCAUUUUUAAAAAAUGAAAUUAAGUUCUUAAUGUUUAUUAGCCUUGUUCAUUCAGCUGCUUCAAGCUCUCUAUAAAUGUAUAUAUUUUAGUUAAAAAAGAUGAUUUAAAAAAAGAAAGGAAUGUAAUUUUUUAAAAAUGACUUUUAUUAUUUGAGUCUGAAGCAGGGGCCAAAAAAUCUUUUAAAAAACACGUUUUUUGUUUUGGUACCAAUAGAAGGCUGUUUUAUCCGCACAUUUACAACGGGGCACAUUUACUAAGGGUCAAAGUGAAUUUUCGAAUUUCGAAGUAAUUUUUGGAUACUUCGACCAUCGAAUAGGCCAAAUUCGACUUUGAUUCGAAGUGAAAAACUUCGACUUCGACACUUCGCCAGCUUAAACCUGCCGAAUUGCUGUUUAGCCUAUAGGGGACCUCCUAUAACCUAUCUUGAGUGUUUGGGCAAGUUUUGAGAAAUCUAAGGAUGUUUGAUAAAAUCAUACGAUUAAAUCGUUCGAUUCGAAGGACUUCAUCGUACGAUUUUAAAAAUCCUUAGACUUCGAAUGUCGAGCUACCCUAUUCGAUGGUCGAAUUUCGCAGUUUUUUGCACUUCGAAAUUCGAACCUUGAUCUGCCCCUAUGUGUAACAAAACAAUAAAACUUUGAAAAAAAAAAAAAACUUUUUUAUUAAAAUGAAAUUCCAAGCUGCAAAGUAUAACAUAUUUGAUAAAUUGGUUUCUUCAUUUUUAAUAAAGCU
Molecule: messenger RNA, 6355 nt
Organism: Xenopus laevis (African clawed frog)
Lineage: Eukaryota; Metazoa; Chordata; Amphibia; Anura; Pipidae
Gene: tut4.L
Product: terminal uridylyl transferase 4 L homeolog
Exons: 30
Coding region: 643-5319 (1558 amino acids)
Biological process (GO): mRNA destabilization; RNA 3'-end processing; RNA metabolic process
Molecular function (GO): RNA uridylyltransferase activity; zinc ion binding; nucleic acid binding
Source: RefSeq, a predicted model, not a curated record